Molecule: messenger RNA, 822 nt
Organism: Angiostrongylus costaricensis
Lineage: Eukaryota; Metazoa; Nematoda; Chromadorea; Rhabditida; Metastrongylidae
Source: the annotation of a GenBank genome assembly
AUGAAAUUUUUAUUGGAAGUGCAGGAACUGGAAAAAGAAGAAUGGUAUCACGGAAUGAUACCAGUCGAAGAUGCGAAAUCGAUACUACAUCAAAAUGGUGACUUUCUAGUGCGAAAGAUCGAGAGAGAGAGAAAAUUCACCCCGCCGGUCUUAACAGUGUUCUGGGACACGAUACUAUACCAUUUUCCUCUCUACGACGUUAAACGAAAUGGUGGUGCUAUGCAGUUCACAGUAAACACAUUUCACCAAGAUUCCAGUUAUAGCAAAGUUAUAAAACUUCAUUUGUCUGAAAAGUUACCGAUUUUUGGAGAAAUCAUUCUAAAGAAUGGAGCACCAAAACAGUUAACGCCGUUAGUGAAGACGAGCUUUUGCUAUGAUAUUGCUGCUGGUCUUGCUUAUUUACACUCUAAUAAUUGUAUGCAUAGGGAUGUGGCAGCACGUAACUGUCUUGUUACAAGCGAUAAUCGCAUGGUGAAACUAUCCGAUUUUGGGUUAGCAGCUCAUGGCAGACGUGCCAAGCUGACACAGUUUGAUAAAGUGCCGAUACGCUGGUUAGUUUCCAAUAUGUUCGGAUAUCAGUCGAGUAGGCAAGCUCCUGAAGUACUACGUUAUCACAUUUACGUGCGCGAAAGUGACGUUUGGUCGUACGGUAUGUUGAUGUCUGAGAUCUACAACGACGGUAAAGUGCCUUUCCAUGGAAAAUCAAUCGCGGAAAUUAGAAAAAAGAUUCACGAUCCGGAGUUUCGACCAUUUGUUCCGCAUCUCUCCAACUAUCCAGAAAUACCAAUAGUAAGUGACUGUGGAAGAUGUACUGUAGAAUAA